AUGGAAAAUAAACAAUUGACUCAGUGGGUUGAAUCCACACCUGCAUCAGAAGCUGCAGGUAUCCACGAAGACCCUGAAGACCCCAAGAAACUGGUUACCCUUAACAGGGAGCUGGCCAAUAGAGCAACAGCAACAGAGCAUGAACUAGGAUACUGGGAGGCAUUAAUGAUCUAUAAGAAAGGGGCUUUCUGGUCCAUGUUUAUCUCGCUUUCGAUAAUUAUGCGAGCAUAUGAUAUCGAAAUUUCCGGCAACUUUUAUGCUCUUCCCGCUUUUCAGCAAGCCUUUGGCAAGGAGGUCCCGGGGCAUGGAUAUCAAAUUCCCGCCAGCUGGCAGGUUGGCAUGUCCUUGGGAUCUCUCGUGGGCCAAAUAGUUGGCGCAUAUAUUGUUACUUUUCCAAUGGAAAGAUUUGGUCGCAAGAAGACCUUUGGUGUCUGUCUUGUGCUGACGGGAAUAUUGACUUUUAUGCAAUUCUUUGCAGGAAGCAUCGGGGUUCUCACUGCUUCCCAAUAUCUUUCAGGCAUUGUCUGGGGUAGCUAUUGUGUUAUAGCGACGACAUAUGCCUCCGAAGUCCUACCCCUACGUCUGCGUGGUUUCCUCACUGGUUACAUUAACUUAUGCUAUGUCAUGGGCCAGUUCAUCCAAACUGGCAUUACGAGAGGCUUUAUCAACCGCACAGAUGAGUGGGCAUAUCGAAUUCCAUUUGCCAUUCAGUGGAUUUGGCCGGUUGUGCUUCUUGCCGGCCUUCCAUUUGUACCAGAAUCCCCAUGGUGGCUGAUUCGACAAAAUGACCUAGACGGUGCCGAGCGCUCCUUACGACGAUUGUUCAAACCAACACCCAAAGUCAGCCCGACUGAAGUUCUAUCCAUGAUGGUCAAAACAGACACAUAUGAACACGAAAUUGAAGUUGGUGCCACAUAUUCUGACUGCUGGAGGGGAGCUAAUCGUCGCCGAAUGGAAAUUUGCAUCUUGCUUUUUGUUAUCCAAAACUUCUCAGGCAAUCCAGUCGGGUUCGCGACGUAUUUCUUUGAGCAGAUUGGUUUGAAUAGUGUCCAGGCGUUUGAUAUGGGCGUUGGCCUGAACGGACUAGGCUUUGUGGGCACUCUAUUCUCGGCAAUCCCACUGAUAUAUUUUGGUCGGCGCGGGGUGUACAUCUUUGCUGUUGCGUUCAUGGUUACUAUACUCUUCAUUGUUGCACUGUUGUCCUUUGCGCACGAUUACACAACCAAUUACUCAUACCGCUGGGCACAGGCCACACUUCUUAUUGUCCUGCAGUUCGUCUGGCAAGCGACUCUUGGUCCGUUGACAUAUGUCGUUGUUUGCGAGACUCCGUCAACAAAACUAAGAUCCAAAACAUUGGCGAUUGCAACCUCCAUCGACGCCUUGACAGGUCUCGUAACCAGCGUCAUUGGUCCAUAUUUGCUCAAUCCUGGAGCCGCGAAUGCUGGCGCGAAGAUUGAAUUUUUAUAUGGUGGUAUCUCAAUAUUUUCGUUGAUUUGGUGCAUCUUCCGUCUUCCGGAAACAAAAGGUCGGACCUUUGAGGAGCUGGAUAUUUUAUUCGAAAGAAAAGUUCCCGCUAGGAAAUUUGCGGAGUAUGUUAUUGAAGAUCUCGAUGCGGAGGAGGCCAAGAUUGAGAAAGACAUGAAAUAG
Molecule: messenger RNA, 1647 nt
Organism: Talaromyces proteolyticus
Lineage: Eukaryota; Fungi; Ascomycota; Eurotiomycetes; Eurotiales; Trichocomaceae
Product: general substrate transporter
Exons: 1
Coding region: 1-1647 (548 amino acids)
Biological process (GO): carbohydrate transport; transmembrane transport
Cellular component (GO): membrane
Molecular function (GO): carbohydrate:proton symporter activity
Source: RefSeq, a predicted model, not a curated record